AAAAAAGUUACAAUCACAUUAAUUAAUUAGCUGGCCUCAUUAAACCUUUAACUAAUAAGCCGCGGCCUUUUAACUUUCCAUAUUGCUUUUCAUGUCUCGCCCGCCCAUUAUAAUCUCUUUUAAUUUUAAUUACUUUUUCGUGAUCAACCAAAACCCCUAAUCCUGCUUGCGUCCAGACUCUGCUCCGGUAAAUAAUUAAUGCAUACUAUUAUUACUAUACGUACUUGAACUCGUAAUUAAUUUGGUGCGUAGCUUUCUUAGCAUAAUUAUAGCUUCUUUCAAGUCUAGCUGAUAAGGUUAGAUUUAUUUAGAAACCUCUCUUUUAUGCGUUUCGAUCUAUAUAUCGCCCACUUUUCAAACCAUCAUCAAUACUAUUGUCCCCUCCCACUCCCUUCCUUUAUUUGCAGCUUUUCCUACUACGUACUUACUCUUGCUUAAUUAAUCCUUUAAUUCAUAAUUAGUUUUACCCACUCCUCCCAUCCUCUAGACUUUUAUUUCAUUUCCCCUCUCUUUCUCUAUACUUUAAUUUUCUCCUUUUGUUUUAAUUUGGUGGCAGCUGGAAACUUUAUGGAUUCCGGAAGUAGCGGUAGUAUGCAAUCUCUAAGCGGCGGAGGCGAUAAUGAAGAGUUUGAUAUUGAUUCCUCACGUCUAGGAGGAGGAGAUGAGUCCAUUCAUAAUUUUUGUAUGGAUUAUGGUCAACCCCAGUCAAUGUUUUUGUCCGCCACCACUUUCCCACAACCGCUGCCAAAUCUGAAUUCGUCUUUUUAUGUAGAUAAUAAUAUUAACAGUCGUGAUUUGGUUUGGCCUCCUCCUCCUCCGGGGUUAUUAGUAAGACCCGAACCCGGUUUUCCCAACUAUGCGGCUGAUUUCGUUCCGCCGCCGUCAUCACCGCCGUUGUCAGCUAUCUUGGGCACAGCGGCGGCGGCCGCGAGUCAACACCAACGGUUCUUGAGCGCGUCAUCAUCAUCAUCAUCACCCAUGCAGCCGACGGCUGAUUUGUGCGGGCCGGAUCCCGCCCCUACCCAGCCCGUUAAGAAUUCCAAGAAACGGAGCCGGGCUUCAAGGAGGGCGCCCACCACCGUGCUCACGACGGACACCGCCAAUUUCCGGCAAAUGGUCCAGGAGUUCACCGGAAUCCCGAUGGAUCCGUUCUCCGUCGGCUUGCCGUACUCUCGCCGGCUGGAUCUCUUCUCCACCGCUUCCGGGUCAGCCCAUCUGGACGGCCUUGGCGUAUCUCCCUUGUUCAAUCGUAACGGGUCGGGCUCAAAUCCAAGUAUGGGUAUGGCGAAAGAAAACCCAGAUUUAUUCAACAUGCAACCCAGUAAUAAUCUCACGCGUCUUCCCGCCGUCGACCGCCCUCUCCUGCAGCCGCCGUCGACCGAUAAUCCAUCAUCGGGAAAUCAUGAACAGUUACUAGUCAGUGCAAAUAUGUACAGCGGACGUCGUCGUACUGAUGAGCGAUCGAGCUGAUUUGAGAUCAUGUAUAAAGAAGGUCAGAAUCCAUGCGACGACCUGAGCUUGAUUGUUUUGACUUUUUAUUUAGUACUGUAAUUAGUUUAACGUAUCUAUGUGAACUACUACGUAUGUAAUAAAUACAUUACACUUGUCAGUAUUUCAUGCUUAGGAGUUAUAACGAGAUCGGGUUCAUCAUGUGUGUUCUCCAUCCUCAAACUUAGUCGAUCAUAUUGACUUUUGUGUCUUUUCUUCCAUUCAUACAACAUCUUACAUCUUAUUAUGUUACCAUCAUAAAUAAUGUUACUUUCCAUAUUGCUCACCU
This is a messenger RNA of Cuscuta europaea, 1777 nucleotides long. The record is from the annotation of a GenBank genome assembly. NCBI's taxonomy places the organism in Eukaryota, Viridiplantae, Streptophyta, Magnoliopsida, Solanales, Convolvulaceae.